CGUUCACGUGAUUCACGCACGACACUGAAAUUAUUGACCUAACAACUCGAUCACAACCAUUUCCGAUGGUGGUUGUAUAUUUUUCGUCGCAGGACACUAUCCAGGUCGUUUAUUUUGCUUUCUGAAUCAUUAUAUUGUUGCUUAGCAUGAGCGCCUCUUCUAUUACAAAGGAAACCAAGGAACAAUCGAAGACAGACAAUAUCAAAGCGAGUAGUACUAAAAAUGAAAAGAAGGAUACUGCGAGCAAAGCCUUAUACAUCAAAGAUAUCGGAGAUGCAUCAAAAAGGCCAACCGUACUGGAUGGCAUAAAAAAAGAAGUGAUCCACCAUGAACGCAAAUCACUGAGUAUGUGGGAAGAAAAGUACGGUUACUUAAAAGGGACAGCUUUCCAAAAAAUAUUAGCUGAGGAAUCUGCUAAGGCUGGAAUACCAAUAGAAAGGUUCAAACGACGGAAGGUGGACGCUGAAUCACAAGUCAAGCAUUUUUUCGUUAAUCUGGAGCCAUCACCGCCUAUUCCAAAGACCAGUAUUGGUAUCAUUGGGUGGCGAUCUGCUGUAGAAAAAUGUCGUUUGGAAUUCCCUGGGCAAAUGUACAUUUCUCCAAAACGCACCAUUAGCCCACCUCCAGAGCCCGACACUCUCCCAAUAACGCAACAAAGAUUUAUUUUUCUUGGUUGAAAAAUAAAUUGCUAUUCUGGACAGUAAUUUCGGUGAUUUUAUAUAAUUAUGAUGUAUUUUUAAUUCCAGAAUUGUAAAAAAUAUGAUAAUCAUGUUCAUGAAGAUCUUUGGAUAGUCUUUGGAUAAAACUUGUGUAAAAACUCAUUACAUGCGUUGACUGAUGAUUACCGUUUACCAAUCAUCAGUCAACGGUUUCAUCAAGAAUU
Molecule: messenger RNA, 883 nt
Organism: Athalia rosae (coleseed sawfly)
Lineage: Eukaryota; Metazoa; Arthropoda; Insecta; Hymenoptera; Athaliidae
Exons: 3
Coding region: 147-677 (176 amino acids)
Source: RefSeq, a predicted model, not a curated record